Cimex lectularius (bed bug) is the source of this 2567-nucleotide messenger RNA. It is a transcript of the gene Csgalnact, whose product is annotated as chondroitin sulfate N-acetylgalactosaminyltransferase 2. Gene Ontology annotation, cellular component: Golgi cisterna membrane. The transcript is spliced from 7 exons. The record is from RefSeq and is a predicted model, not a curated record. Bases 25 to 1572 code for a protein of 515 amino acids. Lineage: Eukaryota; Metazoa; Arthropoda; Insecta; Hemiptera; Cimicidae. Gene Ontology annotation, molecular function: glucuronosyl-N-acetylgalactosaminyl-proteoglycan 4-beta-N-acetylgalactosaminyltransferase activity.
AUUUGUCUUCAAGCAGGUUUAAGGAUGAGCAAACAGGUGCGCGUGUGGGGACUGCGAACACUGAGUCGGCUGUGGCUUCUAGCAGGCUCACUAAGCAUCCUCUCCCUUCUCCUUCUCGGUCGAUGUGGAAUUCAGGAGACAAACACAUCAACUGGUGUAUAUCCUGUGGAGGUCAUUGAGGGGACCCCGGGAGAGGGAUACGCAACGCUGUUGGAACAAAGAGAAGAAGAAAAUAGAGCAGAAGUGGCUCGACUUGCUGGCGAGAUCAGGUCACUCAAGUUAAGGAUUCUCCAACUUACACAGGCACAAGAACACAGUUCCUCUACUGACUGGAAUGCAAGCGAAUGUUCCAUGCACGUCAAAAAACAGAUCGAAAAGGCUGAAUUGACACACGGAUUGUAUCUCAACAACGAAUACGAAAUGAUUUCCUUUAACCAUUUCACGCUCAACCGCGUAUAUCCCAUCGAUCUCGGCCUGGGGAAGCGUGUAGUUGAAAAGCCCAUCGGCUUCAGGAGGAAGGAUUUAUACCAGGCGUUGCAGUCCGCCGUAGACAGCUUGAACAAAAACCUCACCAAAAACAAAUACACUUUGGACGAUUUCGUCGAAGGGAUUUACAGAACUGAACCGACGACCGGUACCGAGUACGAACUCUAUUUCAGAAAUAAAUUGGCAAAGUCUGGAUUCACGAGAGUGACAGUUUUGAGACCUUUCGCACCCCUGAUGCCGAUAUCUACAGCGAGUGUCACGUCUAAAAAAGAGCUGAUCCAUAUCAUUCUGCCCUUGUCCGGAAGGGUGCAGACUUUUCAGGGAUUCAUGGAGAAAUUUGUGAAAAUAGGCCUGAAAAACGACCGCCGCGUCUUGUUGACGGUGGUCUAUUUUGGAGAAGAAGGCCUGGCGGAAGCGAGACUCAUUAUGUCCAAAUCGGCUGGGAGAAAUUCCGCUUUCCUCCGCCUCCUCGCCCUGAACGAAACGUUUUCGAGGAGCAAAGGGCUCAAAGUGGGCGCGGAACGACCCUGGGAAGAGCCCGGCGUCUUGGGGGAAGACGUCCUCCUGUUUUUCUGUGAUGUCGAUAUUGUGUUCAGCGCGAGGUUCCUAGAAAGGUGCAGGUGGAACGCCAGCCCUGGCCGCAGCGUCUACUACCCAGUCGUAUUCAGCCUCUACAACCCCAUGGUCGUCUACACUCUCCAAGGACGAAAAAUACCCUCAGAGACUGAGCAGCUACUUAUUUCGAGGGACACCGGCUUCUGGAGAGAUUUCGGCUACGGAAUGACCUGUCAAUACAAGUCUGAUUUACAACGAGUACGUGGUUUUUCGGAAGAUACCGUUGGAUGGGGUGGAGAAGACGUUGCCCUGUACAGAAAAUACGUGAGGAGCAGUAUUAAAGUAAUUAGAGCGACUGAUCCAGGCAUAUUUCACAUAUGGCACCAUAAGGUGUGCGAAGGGACAGGCAGGCCAGACCAAUAUAGGGCUUGCAUCCGCUCAAGGGCCUUAAAUGAAGCUUCGCACGCCCAACUCGGAUUUCUCGCUUUCCCGACGAAUUCAUCACAGCACCGAACAUAUCAUCAACCCUAGUCAGGACAAUGAGGUUUUAUUUUAAAAAAAUCUACUUUUUAUAAAUGGAAAAUAUGUGAUUUUGUUUUGGUUACCAAGAAGUCGAAUUUCGUUCAAAAUUUGAUUUCCCUAAGAUAUAUUUAUUAUAUUGCCAGUUGUUUUAGAUUGUUUAAGUGAUUUAUGGUAAAACCGAGGGGAUUUUUAAGCUUCAACGGUUUUCCAUUGUUUAAAUUUAGAAUUUGUUUUUUCAAACUGUAAUCUCAACGGUUGAUAUCUCUCGAAUUAACUCAACUUGUACAAUUACUCAUAGUGGCAACAAGAGAGUUUUGCAUAUCUUUCUAUCUUAUCUCAAUCCUAACUUUGAAGAGUCAAAAUGUCCUUGAAUAAAACAUAAGUUUUAAAUACGAGUUUAUUACUUAUUCUUUAGGCAUUAAAUAAUACUGUAUUUUACACUGGAAAAUAUUAUUUUUUAACAAGCACUAUUAAAUUAACCAACUUUUUUAUUCUAACAGCAAAUUUUAUUUAGUAAAAAUAUGAAUCUAUGAUAAUUUAUAUACUUUCAUAUUGAAAACAGUGCCUAUAAAACCUUUUUGACGAACCAAAUUUAAAGGCAUUUAAAAAUUUUGAGAGGAAAGAAAAUAUCAAUAAUAAAAACAGACGUUAUGUGAUUGUUUAUAUAAAUAUGGCAAUACUUGACAGAAAUAUUUGUAAAUAAUCUUUUAUUGGUCUCAACGAUAAAGCAUGACGUUUUAUUGUUUUUAUAAUAAUCAAGGCGAAUGGAAAUUUCCAAUAUAAUCAACUUGUAUUUAUAUUGUAAUUACUAUAAUAAAAUAUCGUAAAUCAAAUUGCACAUUUUGUAAAUAAUUUAAAUAUAAAGGAAUAUCAUUAAAAUAAUCUAUUGUUACCGAUUUAAUAGUUUGUAAAGCAUUAUAUAUUGAGAUAAUUGCGAAAUCGCAAUGCCUGCAGCUAUUGUUGUGAUAUAAAACCCGCAAUAAAAUUUAUGUACUUGUUACGUG